Triticum dicoccoides is the source of this 964-nucleotide messenger RNA. RefSeq lists its product as uncharacterized. The record is from RefSeq and is a predicted model, not a curated record. Lineage: Eukaryota; Viridiplantae; Streptophyta; Magnoliopsida; Poales; Poaceae. The coding region runs from base 128 to 472 and encodes 114 amino acids. The transcript is spliced from 3 exons.
CCACCAUCCACCACCAGGUCCACCACCACCAGAUCCCCUUCUUCUUCCUCCUCUUCCACCAGAUCUUCAUCUUCAUCCUCUAUUUGCCCUUCCUCUGCUCCUGUUCCCCUGGUCUCCAAGAGCAACCAUGGUGUCCUGGGAUGAUCUCCCAACCUCUUCUGAAGAUGACUCGGUGACCAACAAGCAUCCUGCAACAAUUUUCUGCAAAGAAUGGACUGGCCUGGCAACAGAUCUGCCUAGCUUUAAAUGUGAGCAUGGAUCUUUGUGUGAGAAGCAUGUGGCUUUUCAAUCAGUUGACAGUGGAAGAAGAUUCCUGGCUUGUGCACACAAGGAAGUACCUAAAUGCACCUAUGUGGAAUGGAUAGACCCUGAGUGGCCUGAAGCAUUGAAGAUGAGCCUAGCUACCAUAUGGAGCAUGUAUGAAGAGGAGACAAAACAAAGCCUAAAAGAAAAUGUGUUGAGCACUGAAUAGAACUUGAAGAUCAUGGAAGAGAAGACAAAAAUGGAGAAUGAGCUGAGACAUUUCAAGCUUGAUUUUGCCAAGAUGGUGGCUGAAAAGGAGCAGGCAAUGAGCCAAUUAGGCAACACACAAAUUGCUCAGGUUGAUCUGAAGGAAAAGCUUGAGAAGAAGAAGAGCACUGACAAAUCAGUAACAAACAUUCAUUAGGUAUUUAGGGCUAAGGCAGAGAAAGAGAGGGACCAAGUCAUGCAGGAGAGGGAUCAAUUGAAGCAAGAGAAGAGAAAGCUUGAGUACAUGAUUGGUGACUUAUUCAAACACAAAGAGGAGACCAAGGAGAAGAUAUGGAAGCUUAAGGGGAUGCUGAAUGAUUUUGACUGAACUUAUCUUGUUCUUGUCCCUGUGUAAACUGAAUUUGUCCAAGUAUGUUGUGAAAUGGAUUUGGUUGUCAACUGAAUUUAUCUUGCCUGUCAACUGAAUUUUAAGUGCAAUGGAUUUGGUUUUCAA